UCAAUUUUGGAAUGUAUUAUCCCGAAAUGUAUUAAUUCAGUAAGCCUAGCGACACGCAUUGUUAAGACGAUCCAAUCCUAUAAAGAUUUUUGUUAUAAAAUCAAGAUAUAAGUUACUGUACAUCUUUGUCGGUUUGUUUGUAUUGCUCCAUAACAGUUCGUUGAUUGAGGUUAAUACCGAUCGGUUAAAGAUGGUAUACGCUGGACGACUCAUUGGAAUACGGAAUAGUGUUCAAGCAGCAUGAGGGCCGUCCAAUAUAUAAUGUGUAUGCUGGAAAUUAUUGGAGCUCGGUUUGUACUCGGUCAGUACACUGCCGCAUACGAAACAGCCAUUCGCAGCAACACUUUGCUUGAUGGAGGUUACGAUCCUAUUUCCCGUCCCAAGGCUACCACAGAGGUCAGAGUCGGCAUCGGUAUCCUAGCUAUCGAUCAACUGGAUCUUCGAAACCAGAUGUUCACGUUUGCUGGUUGGAUGGAGGUGGAAUGGCGGGACGAGAGACUGAAAUGGACCCCGGCAGCAGGAAAUGGGAACAUAGAGAGCGUCUUCUCAACGAGCGACAUUAUAUGGAAACCGGAAUUAGUCAUAGACAAUGCGUUAGAGGACCUAGGCGUGAUUACGGCAGACAAUCUCAACCUCAGAUAUGAUUUCGAAGGAGAUGUGAAGUGGGAACCUCCCAGACUUUUCAACGUUCACUGUCAGGUUGACGUGACGUUCUACCCGUACGACCAACAGAAGUGCUCCAUAGUUGUGAUUGGAUGGAGCUACACGGUUGAAGAAGUGGAUCUAGCAUUCCUGUCCAAGGCUAUCAACACUGACGACCUCGAAACACACGGCGAAUGGAUCGUCACGCAGACGGAGACCGUGAAAGCUGUGUUAGAGGAAACACUGGAAGACGGUACUAAACGUCGAUUUCCACAACUUGAGUUCUGGAUAAGCAUCCAGCGGCGACACGCGUUUUACAACCUCAACGUCAUCAUGCCUGUGGUAGUGACGUCACUACUGAUCGCACUGACGUUCAUCGUGCCAUUCGAAUCAGGCGAGAAGCUCUCCUACAUUCUCACAGUUUCUGUCCCUAGUCGUGCUCCUUACUCUAUGUACCUCGGGAUCGUGACGGUCCUGUCGGCGGUAGGGAUGCUGACAACAGUCCUGCUGCUGAUGGUCUACCACAACGAGGAUGGUAUCAGCGAGUCUACAUCCGCCUCAAGUGAAUGCAUUUUGUUGAUCGCUAGGGUCGCCGCUACAUUAAUCUGCUCGUCCAAAAGACACCUCAUAGGGCGGCGGGUCUCAUCAAAAGUGGUAAAAGUGGUGCCCGUGAAUGGUCAUGAACAUGCAGCCUUGGAACAGCGCGUGAAGAGCGCUGAAUCAGGCAAAAAGGGCGCCGACGACGAAAAAGCAAACGUAACCUGGCAGGAUGUGGCUAUAAUUCUGGACAGAUUCGUCUUUAUUGUAUUCCUGGCGGUGACUGUCGCCAUUAACUUUGGAUUUCUGGUAGGACUCGUUGUUGGUGGGAAAACGACUGUUCCAUAA
Dreissena polymorpha is the source of this 1527-nucleotide messenger RNA. RefSeq names its product neuronal acetylcholine receptor subunit alpha-2-like. Lineage: Eukaryota; Metazoa; Mollusca; Bivalvia; Myida; Dreissenidae. Gene Ontology annotation, cellular component: neuron projection; membrane; synapse. Gene Ontology annotation, molecular function: transmembrane signaling receptor activity; neurotransmitter receptor activity; extracellular ligand-gated monoatomic ion channel activity. Gene Ontology annotation, biological process: chemical synaptic transmission; nervous system process; monoatomic ion transmembrane transport. The transcript is spliced from 9 exons. Bases 241 to 1527 code for a protein of 428 amino acids. The record is from RefSeq and is a predicted model, not a curated record.